Messenger RNA from Cyprinus carpio (common carp), 1065 nucleotides. Its product is annotated as CFAP97 domain containing 2. The coding region runs from base 55 to 699 and encodes 214 amino acids. The record is from RefSeq and is a predicted model, not a curated record. The transcript has 5 exons. Lineage: Eukaryota; Metazoa; Chordata; Actinopteri; Cypriniformes; Cyprinidae.
CUGUUCAUUGUUGCUUCUGGUGCAGGUGGAUUAAGGCUGUAACGAAGCAAAGUAAUGCAACAUCAAGCUUACCAACCCGUUUUGCCCUGUGUUAAUAAAUAUCUGCAAUACAGAUGGGACAAAAACUGCUAUGAGAUGCAUAGGAGCAAGGUUAAAUCCGCAAAGCCAACCAUCAACACAACUCCACCGAAAACCUAUAACCAUCUUCUUGUCAAGCUGAAGAAAAGACAGCUUGAAGAAGAACGGGUUUCGAGAAUCAAAAGGGAAAAUCACAUGCUCCUUGAUAAAAUGUCCCAUAUAAUGCACACCGGCGGAGGAGUUGACUGUAGAAAUGACUAUGUAAAAAAAAGCCUUGGCUCAGAAAAAAGACAGCUGGAGCUGCUUCGCAUCACUAAAGAUAAUCAGUGUCUCCUUCAGCGUUUGUCCACCUGCAGGCCACGUUACAGUGUUCAGGUGUGGCACGAGCAGUGGCUCGAUAACCUCCAGCUCAUGGAGACUAUAGGGAGAUAUCCACGUCUGUACAAAGCACAGGGAUACUCCUUGCCACCAAUUUCUGCAGACAGACUUGGGAACGUAGAGAACAAGAAAACUGCAAGAAAUAAGCAUGAAGGGCCUGCUGACACAAGGAAUGAGAGGAAGGAAUGUGAUGAAAAGACAAAAUCUGAACACAAAGCUACUUCAUCUGAAGAUGAAGACUAGUUCAUGGAAGAUAGGGUGUAAAUCUUAAAGAUUAAAUAAAUCGUUUUCUAUAUAUCUAGAAAAGUAGGAAUAUUCUUAUCAAAUUAAGUGAAAAAUCAAGUACAUAGCAGAUUAAUGAUGGAUCAUAACCGCUAGGGGUCACUGUACAGUCAAUGUUCUGAGCAUGUACAACUAGUUUACUCUUUUUGCUGUUUUUGUUUUCUUUUAUUUCGCAUUUACUCUCUCCUCUAUUUUUUUUAUUCUGUUUCGUGUUGUAUUGUAAUUUCGUUUUUUUUUCUUAACUUCACGAAAUAUACACAUCCCUUGUACAAGUAUUAAAUCUAAAUAAAAGCAUUAAACCAAUCACGUCUGACAUAUAACCAAAUA